This is a messenger RNA of Aspergillus campestris IBT 28561, 1422 nucleotides long. RefSeq names its product putative cytochrome B5. The record is from RefSeq and is a predicted model, not a curated record. Gene Ontology annotation, molecular function: oxidoreductase activity; heme binding. Lineage: Eukaryota; Fungi; Ascomycota; Eurotiomycetes; Eurotiales; Aspergillaceae. Gene Ontology annotation, cellular component: endoplasmic reticulum. The coding region runs from base 1 to 1422 and encodes 473 amino acids. The transcript is spliced from 3 exons.
AUGUCGUCGUUUACUUUGGAACAGGUCCAGCAGCACUGCAAGCCGGACGAUGUCUGGAUUGUGCUUCACAAUAAGGUCUACGAUGUGACCAAGUAUCUGGAGGACCAUCCUGGUGGAAGCGCCGUGCUCAUCGAGGUGGCUGGCACGGAUGCCACUGAGGCCUUUGAGGAGAUCGGCCACUCGGACGAAGCGCGCGAGCAGCUCGAGCCGUUCUACGUGGGCGACCUACCGGCAGAGGAACACGCCGAGUCCAUCGAGGUCUACCGUCCCAACUACGAACAAGUCUCGCAGACAGCCGUCAUCAACGUCAAGCCCGCCUCCUCUCCAAGCCUCCUCCCCACCCUCCUCAAACUCGGCCUCGCCGGCGCAGCCAGCACCGCCGCCUUCGCCGCCUACCAACAAGGCUACACAUUCUCUCGUCUAGCGCAAGCCCUCCCCUCCCUCGCAGGGUCCCUCAGCGCGCCCUCCGACCGGUCCACCUCGCGCCAGUUCUGGGCCGGCGCAGGCAUCGCCAGCACGCUGCAAUUCAGCCUCACAGUCGCCCUCGGCAUGUGGGCCUCCACCAAGCUCGACGUGCAAGAAGAGUUCACGCACUACGCACCGCGCCGACGCACCCAAACCGCACGCCUCCACCGCCUGCCCCGCUCAUCCGUCCCCCUCCAGCGCGCGAAAGUCCUCGACGCCCGCCAAUGGCGCUCUUUCCCGCUCGCGCAAAAGACAGAAGUCGCUCCCAACGUGUAUCUCCUCGUCUUCUCGCUCCCGCAGUCAGACGACAUCCUCGGCCUGCCCACCGGCCAGCACGUCGCUCUGCGCGCCACCACCGCCUCCGGCCAGACCGUCACGAGAUCCUACACACCCGUCUCCAACAACCGCGACGCAGGACGCAUCGAGCUGCUCAUCAAGACCUACCCCAACGGCGCCAUGACGCAGCACCUCGCCCAAAUGCAAGUCGGCCAGACGAUCGACAUGCGCGGGCCCAAGGGCGCAAUGCAGUACUCCAGCCAGUACGCGCCUCACAUCGGCAUGAUCGCCGGCGGAACGGGCAUCACACCCAUGUACCAGCUCAUUCGCGCGAUCUGCGAAGAUCCAUCCGACACGACGCAGGUGUCGCUGCUGUACGCGAAUAACACGGAGGCAGAUAUCUUGCUGCGGAAGGAGCUGGAUGCGUUUGCGGCGGAGAAUCCGGGCAAGUUCCGGGUGAGGUAUGUGCUCUCGCGCGCCGACGAGAGCUGGACUGGUGAGAGGGGUUUCGUGUCUGCCGAGAUGAUUGAGAGGUUUUUGGCGCCUGUUGCUGCUGAGAAUAAGGUGUUGCUUUGUGGGCCGCCGCCGAUGGUGGGGGCUUUGAAGAAAGCAUUGGGGGGGUUGGGGUGGACUAUGCCGGGGGCUGUUGCGAAAGCAGGAGAUCAGGUUUUCCUUUUCUAG